CAAAGAUCCUUCAAUUAUAAAAAAUAUAAAGAGAAAACUUAUUGUUUUAAAAAAUUAUCAAACUAUUGCAGAGUAAUUAUUCAAGAAAUUGACGAAACAAUACAUAAAGUGCAGACUAAGGAUGUCAAAUAAUAAAGAAAUAGCUUCAUCAUCACUACCAACAGCACCAGAAUCCAUUAAUGAAGUAGCAUCAGGUGGAUAUAAUUAUCGCCCACCACCACCAUCUUAUGAAGAAAGUCAAAGGAUGUAUACUUCGUCUGCUGCAAAUGUAGCACCAAAGCAAAUGUCGUCCAAUUCAUAUAUGCCAUCAUAUGCUACUAACAAUUCGCCACACCAAAUACCGACAACCAACUACAUACAAAAUUACGCAGCAUCGCCGCCACCACCACCACAAUACUAUCAGCACCACUAUGUCAGCGCAACUUGUCCACCAACAUUUAGUGUUCCAAAUGAGCCACAUGUAUUAUCCUUGGCUCCAGGUGCAAAAAUACGCACAACAUCUGCAGGAGCAGUAAGCAUACCCCCACCUCCACCAGGCUGUGCUCCAACAGCGGCACAAUAUGCACUUAUGCAGGGUCAGCCCGUUCUAGUAAAGAAAACGAAGCGUUCGUUUUUCUAAAUUAUAGAAAGCGCUCACAUACUAAUUUUAGGCAGAGGACAAAGCGUGGUAUACUUCUGAGCGAAUAUAUGAGAGAUGUCUAGUUUGCGUUUACACUAAAACUGAAGGCUUUAAUACGAUUAAUAGUUUGUGUUCUUAUAUAUCUGUAUAUGUGCAUAUGCUACGUGU
This is a messenger RNA of Ceratitis capitata (Mediterranean fruit fly), 787 nucleotides long. RefSeq names its product extensin. The record is from RefSeq and is a predicted model, not a curated record. Lineage: Eukaryota; Metazoa; Arthropoda; Insecta; Diptera; Tephritidae. The transcript has 3 exons. The coding region runs from base 122 to 619 and encodes 165 amino acids.